Molecule: messenger RNA, 2303 nt
Organism: Nicotiana attenuata
Lineage: Eukaryota; Viridiplantae; Streptophyta; Magnoliopsida; Solanales; Solanaceae
Product: glycine--tRNA ligase, mitochondrial 1-like
Exons: 9
Coding region: 301-2166 (621 amino acids)
Biological process (GO): mitochondrial glycyl-tRNA aminoacylation
Cellular component (GO): mitochondrion; cytoplasm
Molecular function (GO): glycine-tRNA ligase activity; ATP binding
Source: RefSeq, a predicted model, not a curated record
AACAUAUUUCUUUGAGAAUAUACAAAUACAGAGUAGUAAUUGCCAGCAUGAGAAGCGUGAAUUAGCAGCAACAACCCUAAGAACCAAGGGGCGACCUGAAUAUUAAAUUCACAACUAGCCAAAACAACCUCAAAUAUACGUUAUCCACUGUGCUGACAGAGAUUCAAGCCUAAAAAUAUCUUUACCUCUUGAUAUUUUUCUUUCUUUGUCAAAACAAAAAUCCAACAAUUGUGAAUAUUCUUAUACUAGUAGAUAAAUUGAUCUGAAUUCUGAGUGAAUUUCUUGGUGUUUGUCUGAAAAAUGGACCCUGCCCAAGAAGCCCAGAACAGAGAAGCUUUUCGGCAAGCUGUGAUUAACACACUCGAACGCCGUCUCUUUUACAUCCCCUCUUUCAAGAUCUACCGUGGCGUUGCUGGCCUUUACGACUAUGGCCCUCCUGGUUGUGCCGUUAAAUCCAACGUCCUCUCCUUCUGGCGCCAGCAUUUUGUUCUUGAGGAGAACAUGUUAGAGGUUGAUUGCCCAUGUGUUACGCCUGAAGUUGUGCUAAAAGCGUCAGGUCAUGUUGAUAAGUUCACUGAUCUUAUGGUGAAAGACGAAAAGACUGGCACUUGUUACCGUGCAGAUCAUCUGCUGAAAGACUUUUGCAAAGAUAAGCUUGAGAGAGAUCCUAAUCUUCCUGCUGAAAAGGCCGCGGAAUUCAGGCACGUGCUUGCUGUUUUGGAUGAUCUUUCUGCUGAAGAGCUCGGUGCUAAGAUUAAGGAUUAUGGCAUUACUGCUCCAGAUACCAGGAAUCCUCUUUCUGCCCCUUAUCCUUUCAACCUCAUGUUCCAAACAUCAAUUGGGCCGUCUGGCAUAAGUCCUGGUUACAUGCGUCCCGAGACUGCUCAAGGCAUUUUUGUUAACUUCAAGGACUUGUACUAUUACAAUGGAAAUAAGCUUCCUUUUGCGGCUGCACAGAUUGGUCAAGCUUUCAGAAAUGAGAUCUCACCACGUCAAGGUCUCCUGAGAGUCCGUGAAUUUACACUGGCUGAGAUUGAGCACUUUGUUGACCCGGAGGAUAAAUCUCAUCCAAAAUUUCCUGAUGUUGCAAACUUGGAGUUCUUGAUGUUCCCAAGAGAAGAUCAGGUUUCUGGAAGAUCAGCUAGGAGAAUACGUCUUGGUGAAGCAGUUGUCCAGGGAAUUGUCAACAAUGAAACUCUUGGAUAUUUCAUAGGGAGAGUAUAUCUAUUUCUUACUCAUCUUGGUAUUGACAAAGACCGGCUACGGUUUCGUCAACAUCUUGCAAACGAAAUGGCACAUUAUGCUGCAGACUGUUGGGAUGCUGAAAUUGAAUGCUCUUAUGGAUGGAUUGAGUGUGUUGGUAUAGCUGAUAGGUCUGCGUAUGACUUGCGUGCUCACACGGAUAAAAGUGGUGUGCCUCUAUUAGCCCAUGAAAAGUUUCCAGAGCCCAGGGAAGUAGAGAAGCUUAUUAUAACUCCAGCUAAGAAGGAGUUAGGUCUUGCUUUUAAGGGUAACCAAAAGAUGGUGGUUGAAGCACUGGAGGCUAUGGGUGAAAAAGAAGCAAUGGAAAUGAAAGCAACUUUGGAGUCUAAGGGGGAGGCCGAAUUUCAUGUUUGCACCCUCGACAGGAUUGUCACUAUAAACAAGAAUAUGGUGUCCAUCUCAAAGGAAAUGAAGAAGGAACACCAGAGGGUUUUCACUCCAUCAGUCAUUGAACCAUCUUUUGGUAUUGGGAGGAUAAUAUACUGCCUCUACGAGCAUUCUUUCAACACAAGACCUAGCAGAGAUGGUGAUGAACAAAUGAAUUUUUUCAGCUUCCCUCCUAUUGUAGCUCCUAUAAAAUGCACUGUGUUCCCAUUGGUUCAGAAUCAACAAUAUGAGGAAGUUGCCAGACAAAUUGCUAGGUCGCUGACUGCCUAUGGGAUCUCAUAUAAGAUCGAUAUAACAGGUACGUCAAUAGGGAAAAGGUAUGCAAGAACAGAUGAACUUGGAGUUCCCUUUGCCAUUACAGUGGAUUCAACGACCUCUGUGACAAUCCGUGAAAGGGACAGCAAGCAGCAGAUUCGUGUGAAUGUGGACGAAGUAGCAUCUGUUAUUAAGGAGGUAACUGAUGGGCAGAGCACAUGGGGUGAUGUGUUGUGGAGAUACCCUACUCAUUCUUCUUGAGCCCCUGAAUUGAGAAUGUUUACUUAGUAGCCUGAUUGGUUUGUUCGACAUUGGCGAAUUGCUUUACAAUUAUACAUCGAAGUGACAGUAAAUACUUGUGCAAUGAGAAUACUCGUACCAUUUGGUCCCUUCAUUCA